Paramecium octaurelia is the source of this 1005-nucleotide messenger RNA. The record is from the annotation of a GenBank genome assembly. NCBI's taxonomy places the organism in Eukaryota, Ciliophora, Oligohymenophorea, Peniculida, Parameciidae.
AUGAUUUCAUCAGAAAGAGAAUAUCUGAAUGUGAAAGGAUAAUAAUAUCAAGCUAUUCAUUCUAAACGUUACAAUUCCCCAGGUGAGGUUACACUAAGCAUAAGCUAAAUGCCUUCUCUUCCGUAACUCAAUUUGUAAGCUAAACAAAGCCUAUCUAAACCUCUCUCAAAAGAUUUCUCCUCUAUGAGUUCGAUCCAUCUAAAACCCUUGAUUUGCAAGAAUAAAUCUUGCAUUUACUUGGUUCGGAGUUUGGAAGAUAAGAUUCUGAAAUGCAUUUUAAGGAUAAAAGAAAUAGCCAAAGAAAAUAAUUUGUUAAGGAAGAGACUGCAAAUGGAUUAAGUUAUCGUCGAUUAACUCAUACCCUCAACACAUAGGUCUUAAAAGUCCAUGGAUUUCAAUCAACUUCCAGAUGACUAAUCUUAAGUUAUCAGAUCCAACAUUCCGAGUGUACAUGAAACAUACCAAUUUGCUAAGUUUCACAAUGAAAUUGUUACUACCAAACUUAAUAAAUAGAUCAAGGAUAUUUUCAACAAUUUAAAUUAUGCUAUGCAAUAGCCAAUUUUAGAUUUAAACUGGAUUAAGAACAAUCAACUAAGCAAUUCUUAAAUGCAAAUUCAUAAAUGCUUUAAAUGUUCGAAUAAUAGCAACAAACAAAUGAUUGAGUUAGAGUGCAAUCAUUUCUAUCACAAAACUUGCUUCUGUGAACAUGUUGUGUCUUCCUAAAACUAGAUUAGCCUUUGGUGUCUUUGUAAACAGAAAAUCAAUGAAUUCGAUAUGCUUCAAUUAGCCAAAACACAGAAUACAAUCAUUUAGGAAAUGAAGCAUAUUCAACAACUGUGUUUGUUGAUAAAAUCUCCAGAUAAACUCUCAUUUUAUAAAUGCGAACUAAAUAAUUGUGCCUUCAUCGUAGUAUCGAAAUAGGAAAAUACAUCAGUUAUCCAAUCUUAUUGCUAAUCUUGUUUGGAAUAUAGACAGUUCUAUAAAUAAGAACAAAAUCUUAAAUGA